AAUUUUUUUAGAAUGUUGUACUAAACAAUGAUGCAGAGAGCAGAGAUUUAAUUUGACAGUUGCAAAUAAUCAAUUAAAAAUAGUAUAGAUGAAAAUUCGAUUGGCAUCAAGUAUAAGAAACAAUUGGAAAAAAAAAAAUUUUUUAUUUUGGAAAAAUUAGAUUAUUAUUUAUAAAAGCUCAUAAAUGAUGAUGGAAAUGUUAUUACCUUGUAUUGUGAUUUUAAUUUUGAUGAAAAAUUAACACUUUUUCUAAAAGCUGGAGAUAUUAAACAAGAAUUUAUAAACUCUUCUUCACCAAGUUAUUUUUGUGGAAAAAAAAAUUAGUUAGAUUUACAUCAAUAAUUGUUAGUUAUAAGAGAAAAUAUUCUUAAAGAAUUUGAAAAAUAUAAUUCAUUUUUGAUACUAAAUGAGAAAAAACCCUAAAAUUAAGACAUAUGGAGUUAAGCUGAUUAUUUUUUGAAAAAUAACACUUAAUAAGCUGCAGAUAAAUGUAAAGAAGAGGCUGAAAAAUGUAGAAAAAAUAUGGUUAAAUAACUUAUUAAAAAUGAUGAUUUAAGCUAAUAUCUUGAAUUUUAGUUCUAUCUUGAAAUUUAUCAUAAUUAUUUUGAUGAUCUAUCUGUUCAAAAGAGAAAUGAAAUAUUUUAACAAUUUAAAUAACUUAUGGUGAUUUUAAAGGAAAAUGGGUCAGCAUUUUAAAUGAAUUAAUACAUUUAAAAUAACAUGUUAUUCUACAAAAAUAAAAGAUUUGUUAUCAAUAAGCCUAUGGAUCCUUCACUUAAUAUUCCAAUCUUUUUGUGGGAAGAAAUUUAGAGUUAUUAACUUUAAGGAUUGAUACUAUGUUUAAUGGUUGAUUUAGAUAAGACAAGUCUGAAUUUCAAAGUUAUAAGAGAUAUAGUAAGAGAGCUUUAAAGAAGACAGCAGAAGAGGAUUGUUUGAUGAAAAUGAUAUUUUUAAUAUAUGAAU
This is a messenger RNA of Paramecium sonneborni, 963 nucleotides long. NCBI's taxonomy places the organism in Eukaryota, Ciliophora, Oligohymenophorea, Peniculida, Parameciidae. The record is from the annotation of a GenBank genome assembly.